Molecule: messenger RNA, 1510 nt
Organism: Onychomys torridus (southern grasshopper mouse)
Lineage: Eukaryota; Metazoa; Chordata; Mammalia; Rodentia; Cricetidae
Gene: Cryl1
Product: crystallin lambda 1
Exons: 9
Coding region: 178-1071 (297 amino acids)
Biological process (GO): fatty acid metabolic process
Molecular function (GO): L-gulonate 3-dehydrogenase activity; NAD+ binding
Source: RefSeq, a predicted model, not a curated record
CCCAUACCCGUUCACAGCGGCUUUGCUCUGCCUGCUCCCUCCGCUAGCGCAGCUGUGCUGCCAGGCCCGGAUCUGCCAUGGCGUCCCCCGCAGCGGGAGGGGUGGUGAUCGUAGGCAGUGCUGGGGAUUGGACUGGACUCUGCAAAUGCUGGCGGACUCAUUGGCCGGAGCUGGGCCAUGCUGUUUGCCAGUGGAGCCUUCAAGGUGAAACUCUACGAUGUUGAGCAACAGCAGAUAACAGAGUCCCUGGAACACAUCAGGAAGGAGAUGAAGUUGCUGGAGCAGUCCGGUUCUCUGAAAGGUUCCUUGAGUGCUGAGCAGCAGCUGUCUCUCAUCAGCGGCUGCAGCAACCUAGCAGAAGCAGUAGAGGGCGCCAUGCACAUUCAGGAAUGUGUUCCGGAGAACCUGGAGCUGAAGAAGAAGAUUUUUGCCCAGCUGGAUCGCAUCGUGGACGAUAGAGUCAUCCUAAGCAGUUCCAGCUCUUGUCUGCUUCCUUCCAAGCUGUUUACAGGCUUGGCACACGUGAAGCAGUGCAUUGUGGCUCAUCCUGUCAAUCCACCCUAUUAUGUCCCGCUGGUUGAGCUAAUCCCUCACCCAGAGACAGCUCCAGCCACAGUGGACAGAACCUAUGCCUUGAUGAGGAAGAUUGGACAGUCCCCAGUGAGAGUCCUGAAGGAGAUCGAUGGCUUCGUCCUGAACCGCCUGCAGUAUGCGAUCAUCAGUGAGGCCUGGAGACUGGUGGAGGAAGGAAUAGUGUCUCCUAACGACCUGGACCUGGUCAUGUCAGAUGGGCUGGGCAUGCGGUACGCAUUCAUUGGACCCUUGGAGACUAUGCACCUCAAUGCUGAAGGUAUGGUAAGCUACUGUGACAGAUACAGUGAUGGAAUGAAGCGGGUCCUCAAAACUUUUGGUCCUAUUCCAGAGUUCUCAGGGGCCACAGUGGAGAAAGUUAAUCAGGACAUGUGCAUGAAGGUUCCUGAUGACCCAGAACACUUAGCUGCCAGAAGGCAGUGGAGGGACAACUGUCUCAUGAAACUCGCCCAGCUAAAGAACCAGGUGCAGCCCCAGUAAAUUCCUCACAAUGCCUCCUCCUCUGUCACUCCUUCCUGGGAAGCUCUGUCUGGCGAGAUGAGAAGAUCCAAUCCCUGUGCGGCACCCAGAAGCCCAGGAAGCUGACCUGCAGACCAGGUCUGCUUCUCCGUGUUUCACCGUGAGCAGCUGUAGACACGAAGUGUCUCCUGGUCACUCCCGCCUGACCCUGCACUGGGCUGUCAGAGCACUGCUUGGGCUCUGAGGUGUGGGUUUCCUGGGCAAACAGGCUGAAGAUCGUCACCUCUUCUUUCCAGUGUGAUUACACAGGCAUUUCCAGGCGAUGAUUGCAAUUUCCUGUUCUCUUAAUCUACUUCAAAAGAAUUUUGGUAAUCAUUUUCUAAUCCCCGUCUGAGUGUCCUGUGACCCUGCAUUAUGAAACAAUCACCUUCGGUUUGAAUAAAAAAUAUUCUGAUUAAAA